Molecule: messenger RNA, 1401 nt
Organism: Eucalyptus grandis
Lineage: Eukaryota; Viridiplantae; Streptophyta; Magnoliopsida; Myrtales; Myrtaceae
Product: AT-hook motif nuclear-localized protein 17
Cellular component (GO): nucleus
Molecular function (GO): DNA-binding transcription factor activity; minor groove of adenine-thymine-rich DNA binding
Source: RefSeq, a predicted model, not a curated record
AUGGACGCCAACGAUGGGAACAGCGGUAGGAGGAGGGAACGUCGAAUCCCACUAGCAGUGUCGACCAAAGCCGGAAAUGCGAGUACUUGCAGCAGCACAGCAAGAAGACCGGCUCCCCGCCCACGACCCGACCGCCAUGUUCUCCAACCUCCACCACCCCGCCCCUUCUCCCACCACUUCCAGCUCGACGACGACCCCUCCUCCACCACCACCUCCUCCCCCGCCGCCGCUGCCCCCCCCAUCCCCUCCCCCGGCAAGCCCAACCUAGCCUCCGCCUCCGACCACCCCAACCCCGCCGGCGACGGCGCCUCCAUCGAGGUCGUCCGCCGCCCCCGCGCGCCCCCGGGCUCCAAGAACAAGCCCAAGCCGCCCCUCAUCAUCACCCGCGACCCCGAGCCCACCAUGGCCCCCUACAUCCUCGAGGUCCCCGGCGGCACCGACGUCGUCCACUCCAUCUCCACCUUCUGCCGCCGCAAGGCCAUCGGCCUCUGCGUCCUCGCCGGCUCCGGCGCCGUCGCCAACUUCACCAUCCGCCACCCCUCCGCCUCCCCACCCGGCGCCACCGUCACUUUCCACGGCCGCUUCGACAUCCUCUCCAUCUCCGCCACCUUCGUCGCCCCGCAGGCGGCCUCGUCGACCUUCUUCGUCCCCGACGGGUUCAAGAUCUCCGUGGCCGGCCCCCAGGGCCAGAUGCUCGGUGGCUCCGUGGCCGGGCCCCUCGUGGCCGCCGGGCCCGUCUUCGUGGUGGCGGCGACGUUCAGCAACCCUUCGUUCCACCGGUUGCCCGCGGAGGAGGAGGACGGCGGCGGCGGGAGCGGCUCGGUGUCCGGUAGGGGUGGGGACGGGCACUCGCCCCCGGCUUCGGGAGGCUGCGAGAGCGCGCCGCCGCAUCCGCAGCCGCCGCCGGCGGAUUCUGGAGUAUCGAUGUACAGUUGCCAUUUGCCGUCCGAUGUGAUUUGGGCUUCAGCUCCGAGGCAAGCACCGCCUUACUGAUUCUUUUUUUCUUCCCCCUUUUUUGGAGCGGUGGGGGGCCUCUGUCAUCAACUAUCUUUUUUUUUUUUUUUUUUUUAAGGUUUCAUCAACUGUCUUUUGUAGUUAGUUUAGUCGAAUUUUCCGUUUCAGGGUUCUGAUUUUGCAGCACUGUGAAUCCUCUUUGGUUAUUGCCUUUUCUUAUUGGAUUGACUUUAGUUGUCAUAAAGAAAGUGGAGAGAUGGUUUUCUUUUUGGCUCGUCCAAUGUUGUACUCGUUAUCUUCUCUUGUUCCUUCGGGAAGUGAAAUUGUGCGAGAGAGAGAGAGAGAGAGACUGCGCACUGAAUCUUUCAUUUCGUUAGCUGUUUUGCUCCCUGUUUAUGUUUCUUGUCGUCAGUUAAGGACAUCAGGAAACCUUGAAUUUUUUGCUUA